Molecule: messenger RNA, 1402 nt
Organism: Orycteropus afer afer
Lineage: Eukaryota; Metazoa; Chordata; Mammalia; Tubulidentata; Orycteropodidae
Gene: LCLAT1
Product: lysocardiolipin acyltransferase 1
Cellular component (GO): endomembrane system
Molecular function (GO): acyltransferase activity
Source: RefSeq, a predicted model, not a curated record
GCAUUACUAGGGCGACGGUCCGGACGCCUCCCGGCUUAGGGAUGAAUUAGCGGCGGGUUCUCCCCGGAGGUUGUGACCCUUGCGGAUUCCCCAGCUGGCCCACGCGACCCCCACGUUGUCGCGCGUCGUCCCCUGCCGGUCACAGAAUCAUGGUGUCAUGGAAAGGGAUUUACUUUAUACUCACUCUGUUUUGGGGAAGCUUUCUUGGAAGCAUUUUCAUGCUGGGUCCCUUUUUACCUUUGAUGUUUCUAAACCCAUCUUGGUAUCGCUGGAUCAACAACCGCCUUGUGGCAACCUGGCUCACACUACCUGUGGCAUUGCUGGAGACUAUGUUUGGUGUAAAAGUGAUCAUAACAGGUGAUGCAUUUAUUCCUGGAGAAAGAAGUGUCAUUAUCAUGAACCAUCGGACAAGAAUGGAUUGGAUGUUUCUUUGGAAUUGUCUGAUGAGAUACAGCUACCUCAGAUUGGAGAAAGUUUGCCUCAAAGCCAGUCUCAAAAGUGUUCCUGGAUUUGGUUGGGCUAUGCAGGCUGCUGCCUAUAUCUUCAUUCAUAGAAAAUGGAAGGAUGACAAGAGCCAUUUUGAAAACAUGAUUGAUUAUUUUUGUCAUAUCCGUGAACCUCUUCAACUCCUCAUAUUUCCAGAAGGGACUGAUCUUACAGAAAACAGCAAAGCUCGAAGUAAUGAUUUUGCUGAACAGAAUGGACUUCAGAAAUAUGAAUAUGUCUUACACCCAAGAACUACAGGCUUUACUUUUGUAGUAGACCGUCUAAGAGCAGGUAAGAAUCUUGAUGCUGUCCAUGACAUCACUGUGGCGUAUCCUCACAACAUUCCUCAGACAGAAAAGCACCUCCUCAAUGGAAACUUUCCCAAGGAAAUCCACUUUCACGUCCGCCGAUACCCAAUCGACACCCUCCCUACAUCCAAGGAGGACCUUCAGCUCUGGUGCCACAAGCGGUGGGAAGAGAAAGAAGAGAGACUCCGUUCUUUUUAUCAAAGGGAGAAGAAUUUUUUCUUCACUGGACAGAGUGUAAUUCCCCCUUGCAAGUCUGAGCUCAGGGUCCUUGUGGUCAAAUUGCUGUCCAUACUGUACUGGACCCUGUUCAGCCCUGCAAUGUGCCUGCUCAUCUAUCUGUACAGCCUUGUUCGGUGGUAUUUUAUAAUCUCUAUUGUAAUCUUCGUGCUGCAAGAGAGAAUAUUUGGUGGACUAGAGAUCAUUGAACUUGCAUGUUACCGUUUUUUACACAAGCAACCACAUUUAAAUGCAAAGAAAAAUGAGUGAGAUUGUAAGGUUCACAAUGUAAAAUAUUUAGGGGCUAUUUUGGAGAAGUUCUAAACCUUUGUAAACUGAGAUGCAUUUUUGCAUGACAAUGUCAAAUAUUUCUUAUUACCAUCUUAUUUGUU